UCUCAUCGCCAGUCAAAAUGUAUCCUCUGCCCUCUUCCUGCUUGUUAGGUUGUCCUUUCUGUCAUGUAUAUGUAUCUGACGCUUUUUCAUCACAUCUGACAACAACAGAACUUUGUCCUUAAGGGUAGACUUUUGCUUCUCAUCGACUGAGCACUGAACAUUCUGAGGGUCGAUGUCCAAAGACAACCGCCACGAUGGACGACGGCGUGGCGCUGGGCAACACCGUCUCGGCCCGAGAGUUAACCAAGGUGGGGACGUUAGGGAGAGGUCUGGUAGCAACAGCUCUGGCUCCUCGCAUGGAGGAGGCAAAAACAAGAAUGCAUCCAUAACUGUCCUAAAGGCAUCUUUUCAGCGCUCCAACAGCCAUGACAAAGUGCGGAGGAUAGUUGCUGAAGAGGGUCGUGCUGCUCGAAACCUCAUAGCUUGGAGUGUUCCUCUAGAGAACAAAGAAGAGGAAGUAAAGUCCAAAAGCAACUCCAGUGGCACUUCCAGAGCUCAGAGGAUCAAUUCUGGGCAACAAAGGAAUAAGAAACAGAAUGUUGGAGUGGAAAGUAAAGGCACAGCUGGCACCUUGUUGGACAAGGGGACAGAGAAGAGCCCCACCAAAGCCAGACAGCCCCGCAAGGUGGACCUGCGAGCACGCUACUGGGCGUUCCUCUUCGACAACUUGCGUAGAGCUGUGGAUGAGAUUUACGUCACCUGUGAAUCUGAUCAGAGCGUUGUAGAAUGCAAGGAGGUGUUGAUGAUGUUGGACAACUAUGUACGGGAUUUCAAAGCUCUCAUAGACUGGAUCCAGCUUCAGGAGAAGUUGGAGAAAACAGAUGCCCAGAACAGGCCCACCUCUUUAGCCUGGGAGGUGCGUAAGAUGUCUCCGGGACGUCAUGUGAUGCCAAGCCCCUCAACCGACAGAAUGGCUCCUUCUCCAGGUGCACGUCGCUCCCUCAGCUUUGGUGGUCCUCCACCUACACUGGCUGCAGCCCGGCUCUCCCACACAGGCCCCAGCUGGGCAGACCGAGUCAAGUGCACUCAUCCUGUCUCUAGCUCCAAUCAGCCAACCACAUACCCAGUAGAAAAACCCGGUAAAAAGGAUGCUGAGGGAUGGGAGACCGUCCAGCGAGGGCGCGCUGCCAAGCCUCGCUCUGCUGCCAUAGUUGCCAAGGUCAGUCCUGUCUUGGCUCAUGUCACCCCAAAACAGGACAUCACCAAGGGUAACCAGUCACAUCUGCCGUCACAGGAACCACAGCAACUUCACCCUCAGUAUCCCCCAGCCAAGGACGUAGUCCAGACAGGUACUGAGCAGCAAGUCCCUGCGGAGCCCGACCCCCCGGAGGAGGUUGGAUGUCCAGAGAAUGGAGGCAUGAUUGAGCCUGCAACAGAGAGUGUACAAGACUUGGGGCAGUGUGUCGACGCACGCUGUGAAGACACACCUCCUCUCAUAACAGAUCAUACCCCUUCCCAAGUCCCAGAGCCCAUCCCAUCCUCAGCCAUAGUCCCACCAACUGCCAUUACCUUAUCUGUCCCAGUCCCUGCUCUGGCCUGUUCCCCAUCCCCAGAUCUACCCCAGAUGGAUGGGCUUGGUGCACUGUUGGCCUUGGGGGACACUGGGGCUGAGGGAGGCCCGUCACAGGGCAUGGCCACAUCUGCUCCAGGACAGGCUGAGACUCCCAUGGCAGCGGUGAAACUGGAGAGUGUGCUGGACCCCACAGAGCUUUCUACUCCCGAGUCCAUGGCAGAGGUACUGGCCAAGAAAGAGGAGCUCGCCGACCGACUGGAGAAGGCCAACGAGGAGGCCAUCGCCAGUGCAAUUGCUGAGGAAGAGCAGCUGACCAGAGAGAUUCAGGCUGAGAACAAUGACCUGGAGACUGACAACGAAAGUGACUUCUCUGCUAGCAUUGGCAAUGGAUGUUGCGGAGUGAAUAUGGAUUGGACUGACAUGUUAGCAGAUUAUGACGCCCGGGAGACAUGGCGUCAGAGUACCUCAUGGGGGGACAUGGUAGAAGAGGAACCUGCUCGACCACCUGGACAUGGAAUCCACAUGCAUGAGAAAUUGUCUUCACCAUCCCGCAAAAGAACCAUUGCAGAGUCGAAGAAGAAACAUGAGGAGAAACAGCUGAAGGCGCAGCAGCUCCGGGACAAACUCCGGGAGGAAAAGACUCUCAAACUGCAGAAGCUUUUGGAGAGGGAGAAGGAGGUGAGGAAAUGGAAGGAGGAGUUAUUGGAGCAACGUCGGAAGAUGAUGGAGGAAAAGCUGUUACAUGCAGAAUUUAAGCGAGAGCUGCAGCUCCAGGCGAUUGUGAAGAAGGCCCAAGAAGAAGAAGCCAAGGUGAAUGAAAUCGCUUUUAUCAACACCCUGGAAGCCCAAAACAAGAGGCAUGAUGCCCUGGCCAAGCUCAAUGAGUAUGAGCAACGCCUUAACGAGCUGCAGGAGGAGAGACAGAGGAGACAAGAGGAGAAGCAGGCCCGAGAUGAGGCUGUGCAGGAGCGUAAACGGGUCUUGGAAGCAGAGAGGCAGGCAAGAGUGGAGGAGUUGCUGAUCCGGAGGAAAGAGCAAGAGGCUCGUAUCGUACAGCAGAGGCAGGAAAAAGAAAAAGCUAGAGAGGAUGCAGCACGAGAAAGGGCCAGAGACCGAGAAGAACGUCUGGCUGCUCUUAGUGCUGCUCAACAGGAGGCCAUGGAGGAGCUACAGAAGAAAAUUCAGAUGAAGCAUGAUGAGAGCAGUCGCAGGCAUAUGGAGCAAAUUGAGCAGAGGAAGGAGAAGGCUGCUGAGCUCAGCGGUGGUCGACAUGCUAAUACAGACUACGCCCCCAAACUGACACCAUAUGAGCGCAAGAAGCAGUGCUCCCUGUGUGGUGUUGUGAUCACCUCUGAAGUGCACCUGUUCAGCCAUACCAAGGGCAAGAGGCAUCAACAGGCCGUGAGAGACGGUAGCAGCAUCCAGGGACGGGAGCUCUCUGAUGAGGAAGUGGAGCAUCUUUCAUUGAAGAAAUACAUUGUGGAUAUAGUGACAGACAGCUCUGUUUCUUCUGAGAACAUGAAGGAUGGAGAAGAGCGGCAGAAGGCACGGAAGAAGGCAAAGAAGCUCCGUGCCAGGAUGAACUCCAGAGCAAAGGAAUAUGAGAUCUCAAUGGAAGCAAAGACACAGGUCCCUGACUCUCCAUACAAGGCCAAGUUGCAGCGCCUGGUGAAGGACCUGCUGAAGCAGCUGCAGGGCCAAGACAGCGGCCAGUGGGCCAGCAACAAAGUUUCUGGUCUGGACAGAACUCUUGGAGAGAUUUCUCGUAUCUUAGAGAAACAGAACAAUGCAGACCAAGUGGCUUUCCAAGUGGGCGGCGGCCUGUCGGCUCUGGAACAGAUUCUGCAGGUUGUCACUGCCGCUUCCACGCCCACUGCAGUUCCUCGUAUUCCUCUCAAAUCUCUAUGUGCUGCUAUAAAUACCUACUACCUGGCGUGUUCCUGCUGCCCCCUCAACUGCUCCUAUGUGCUGUUUAGCAACAAGAUAGCGCUCCUUAUGGACCUGCUGCUGCAUCAACUAACUCUGUAUGUCCCAGAUGAGGACAAGUCCAUUUUUGGGCGCAGUGUAAACAGACUGGUCUUUGAGGGUUUGACAACAGGUCUGCUGCAGACCAUUGCUGCCAUCCUGGGGUCUCUGUGGCCACAAAUCUCUGAAUCUGGACAAAGAGAAAACACGUGGAUUUCCUCCCCAGAUGCCAAGGUUAAGAGCUCCACCAUAGAGUCUUUCAGCGGUCGUACACAAGACCUAAUCAGCUACGUAGUAAACAUGGGUUUGAUUAACAAGUUGUAUGGAUGCUUCCUGUCGGUCCAAGGUCCUGUAGACGAGCACCCUAAGAUGUCUGCUUUCCUCCAGCAAGCCUCAGCUCUGCUGCACAGCAUGUGCAAGCUGUGUUUUGUCGUAACUGGACGUGCUCCCAGUAUAUUUGACAAUAAACGCCAGGACCCGACUGGGUUGACGGCCUUAUUGCAGUCUACAGACCUGGUGGGAGUGGUGCACACCCUGUAUUGUAUCUUGCUACACAAUUUUUUGCCAGAGUCGACUUCCCAGAGUCAGGAACCCUACGGCCCCGGGGUCAUCCAGGUGGCUUUGCAAGGCAUCCGCUUCCUCAACAGUUUUGCCCUGCUUGACCUAUCUGCCUUCCAGUCGGUUCUAGGAGCUGAGGGCCUGUCCCUAGCGUUCCGGCACAUUGUCAGUUCUCUGCUCUGGUACUGCAGCCAGCACUCCUCUGAAGAGCUGCUGCACGAAGUUAUCAUCUGUGUAGGAUACUUCACCGUUAACCAUCCUGACAACCAGGUGAUAGUGCAGUCUGGUCGCCAGCCCAGCGUGCUGCAGAAACUCUGUCAGCUGCCUUUCCAGUACUUCAGCCACCCCCGCCUCAUUAGAGUGCUCUUCCCCUCCCUCAUCUCGGCCUGCUACAACAACCCUCAGAACAAGGUCAUCCUGCAGCAGGAGAUGAGCUGUGUGCUGCUGGCUACAUUCAUUCAGGACUGUGCUGCAAAUGAGAAGGAGUCGGACAACAAAACUAAGCAAGCAAUAUUCCAGCUGCUGGAUUACUGUGAGCUGGCCAACCGCUUUCCACGAGAUCAGUGGGACUCAGCACUGCAGUUCUUUCUCAAGAAGCAGGAGGAGUGAUGGAGCCGCACACUGUCCUCACUACGGAUAAGCACAGAAUAAACACUACAAAAGAGCGUGAGAUGUAGCGAUGUCUCUUGAGCCUUGUGUUCUUUUCCCUGACUUAAAGUCUGCCCAUGAGUAAAUUAUGUGUUUUUGAGAUUUUGUCAAAUGUAAAGACUGUGAAACCUUGUCCUGUGCUGGUUCAUCAGUGUAGAUUUUUUUUUUUUUUUUUUUUUUUUUGGAAGUCAGACUGAUGUUAAUGAGGAAUUUGCACAAUAUUUCUUAUUUGUACAUUCAAAACAUUCACAUGGACUCAGUUUAGUGUCUGAACAAGUCAUUGGUUAGUUUUCUUUUCUAUUACAGAUAGAAAUGAAUCUGUUUCAAAAGCAGUGAAGGCUUUAAUCUGAAACAUGUAUUUAUACUGUAAUUAUUUGCCAAUUGUUUUCAUUAGUGCUGUUAAUUGAUUGAAUUUGUGGUAACACUGUUAUCUCCUGUCUACAUUUUGCCAGUUACAACUUACAUGACCUGCCUUCAUUGUAAAUUCUUUUCAAAUUUAUAUUUUUUUCCAUUUUUUCUCCAUCUCUCUCUGUUUACAGAUUAAUAUAA
This is a messenger RNA of Monopterus albus (swamp eel), 5233 nucleotides long. RefSeq names its product S-phase cyclin A-associated protein in the ER (gene scaper). The record is from RefSeq and is a predicted model, not a curated record. The transcript has 31 exons. Lineage: Eukaryota; Metazoa; Chordata; Actinopteri; Synbranchiformes; Synbranchidae. Gene Ontology annotation, molecular function: nucleic acid binding; zinc ion binding. The coding region runs from base 173 to 4645 and encodes 1490 amino acids.